Messenger RNA from Rotaria sordida, 414 nucleotides. Lineage: Eukaryota; Metazoa; Rotifera; Eurotatoria; Philodinida; Philodinidae. The record is from the annotation of a GenBank genome assembly.
AUGUUUCUCUGUCAAGUAAUAAUUCUUUUUUAUUCAAGUGAAUACACAACGUCAAGAUCAUCACCAUCAUCAUUACCACGUGUCGGACUAUACAAUGUAUUUGUUGAUGAAUUUGAACGCAUUGCUUUACCAUUAUUAACAAAUAUUCAAACACCAUGUAUUUGUUUUAUUGAUGAAAUAGGUAAAAUGGAAUUAUUAUCAAAGAAAUUCAAAGAUUUAAUUCAAACAUUAAUUGAACGUCGAAAUUUAAUUCUUAUUGCAACUGUACCUAUAAAACCUUUAGCAUUUGUUGAUAAAAUUCGUACACGAAAAGAUUGUCAUUUAAUUACAGUUACACGUGAUAAUCGUUCUGGUUCAACAUUACAAAAUGAAUUAAUGGCAUAUAUUGAAAAGUUGACAAAAACCAUUACAUAA